CAGAAAGAACAGUAAAAAUGCAGGCAGGGCACAGGACAAAGCACUCGGGACAAAAUUGUAUUGAGUGAAUGUCACUUUUUAACAUUUUUAAAUUUCCCGCCUGUUUUGUCCCCCAUACGUCCCGACGCUUGCAGGGAGCAUAAACCGGAAGACGGAUGCCGGGGAUGCUGCAGGGGGGACAUUGCGGAGCGAAGGACAAGGUAUGUGCAGAAGGGAUCCCGGAGCAAUGCUGCAGAAUGUUCCCGAGUGUAGCUCGGGUUUACUGCUUUUGG
Molecule: messenger RNA, 272 nt
Organism: Staurois parvus
Lineage: Eukaryota; Metazoa; Chordata; Amphibia; Anura; Ranidae
Source: the annotation of a GenBank genome assembly